Oncorhynchus gorbuscha (pink salmon) is the source of this 3792-nucleotide messenger RNA. RefSeq names its product SET domain containing 3, actin histidine methyltransferase (gene setd3). Lineage: Eukaryota; Metazoa; Chordata; Actinopteri; Salmoniformes; Salmonidae. Gene Ontology annotation, molecular function: protein binding; histone H3K36 methyltransferase activity; protein-L-histidine N-tele-methyltransferase activity. The record is from RefSeq and is a predicted model, not a curated record. Gene Ontology annotation, biological process: peptidyl-lysine trimethylation; peptidyl-lysine dimethylation; peptidyl-lysine monomethylation. The coding region runs from base 238 to 2214 and encodes 658 amino acids. The transcript is spliced from 13 exons.
AGCGCACACCUAUCAACAGCCAAUACAAAUCAAGAAAUAUAACUUUGUUGAUGUUAGUAUAGAACGUUUUCGCUCCAAUCACAUAGUUAGAAAACGGUGUUCCAGGCAUAGCUCGCCCAAAUCAACAUCAGGUUUGGUUUCGCUCGCAUUACCGUGUGGAAGAGGAUUGUGCAGUUUGACAGGAGAGGAACUACUGCACUCCAUUUACGUCCCUAUCCCGCUCUGUCCAGCUGCACCAUGGGAAAGAAGAGUCGAGUGAAGACUCAGAAGUCGGGGACAGGCGCCAUGGCUGUGGUCUCCCCCAGAGAGAUGAUAAACCUCAUAUCGGAGCUCUUACAGAAAUGCAGCAGUGCUGCCCCUUCUCCAGGGAAAGAGUGGGAGGAGUACGUCCAGAUACGAGGCUUGGUGGAGAAGAUCCGGAAGAAACAGAAAGGUAUCUCAGUGAUAUUCGAGGGCAGCAGAGAGGAGUUCUUCCCGACGCUGAUGGCGUGGGCUCAGGAGAGUGGAGCGUCCUGCGAGGGUUUUGAGAUCGCCAACUUUGCUGGCGAGGGCUUUGGCCUCAGGGCCACCAAGGACAUCAAGGCAGAGGAGCUGUUUCUGUGGAUCCCCAGGAAGAUGCUGAUGACUGUGGAAUCGGCCAAGAACUCUGUCCUGGGUCCCCUGUACAGCCAGGACCGUAUUCUCCAGGCCAUGGGUAAUGUGACUCUGGCCCUCCACCUGCUGUGUGAGCGGGCUGACCCCUCCUCCCCCUGGCUGCCCUACAUCAAGACCCUCCCCGGGGACUACGACACCCCUCUCUACUAUGAAGAGGAGGAAGUACGCCACCUGCUGUCCACUCAGGCCAUCCAGGACGUCCUCAGCCAGUACAAGAACACCGCUCGGCAGUACGCAUACUUCUACAAGGUCAUCCAGACUCAUCCGACCACCAGUAAACUGCCCUUGAAGGACGCCUUUACGUACGACGACUACAGAUGGGCGGUUUCCUCGGUGAUGACCCGUCAGAACCAGAUUCCUACAGAGGACGGUAGCCGCGUCACCCUCGCCCUCAUCCCCCUCUGGGACAUGUGUAACCAUACCAACGGUCUGAUCACCACUGGUUACAACCUGGAGGAUGACCGGUGUGAGUGUGUGGCUCUGCAGGACUACAAAGAGAACGACCAGAUUUACAUAUUCUAUGGGACGCGGUCCAACGCUGAGUUUGUGAUCCACAACGGCUUCUUCUUCCAGGAGAACGCCCACGACAGGGUCAAGAUCAAACUGGGCGUGUCCAAGAGUGAACGGCUGUACGCCAUGAAGGCGGAGGUGCUGGCUCGCGCUGGCAUCCCCUCGUCUAGUAUCUUUGCCCUGCACUGCAGCGAUCCUCCAAUCUCUGCCCAGCUAUUGGCCUUCCUCAGAGUCUUCUGUAUGACCGAGGAAGAGCUGAAGGACUACCUGGUAGGAGAACAUGCCAUCAAUAAGAUCUUCACCCUGGGAAACACCGAGUUCCCUGUCAGCUGGGACAAUGAGAUCAAACUGUGGACUUUCCUGGAGACCAGGGCUGCCCUGCUGCUCCAGACCUACAAGACCAGCUCCCAGGAUGACCAGUGUGCGUUGGAGAAGCCCGGCCUCUCCUUCCACUCCCGCGUGGCCAUCCAGCUGCGCCUGGCUGAGAAGCAGAUCCUGGAGAAGGUGGUGGCCAGCGGCAAGGCCAAGCGCCUGCACUUCCAGCAGCAGCAGGAGGAGGGCGCUCCGCUGCCCCGCUAUGAGGAGAGCGACAUCGCCCUGCUGGAGAACGCCGAAGCCGACGACAAACUGCCCAUCAUCCUGAGGAAACUAGACGAUGAGGGAGACGAACAGGCAGCAGUGGAGCAGGUGUUGGCUCAGGUACAGCAGCUGGGACACGGGGGCGCAGCCAGGGAUCGAGCCCCCCUCAUAGUCAACGGAGAUGGUGGGAAGGUGGUGGUCAACGGGAAUGGUACGGACGCUAGCCCGACGGAGGACGCUAGCCCAGUCCUGGAGGUUGGAGACGCUAGCCCGAUUCAGGAGGCUAGCAAAGAAGCUAGCUCAAUCUCCUCAGACGCAGGCCGAAGUGUUAGCCAAGCCCAGGACACUAGCCCUGCUCAGGAGGGGAUAAUGUGGAUGCCAACUCCACCAUGCCUGACACUGCUGUCCCUGCAACCACCCAGGAACAGGAAGGCCAAACCAAGAACGGAGUGGGAGUGGACUUGGACCUGAGUGCGGAACGAACUGGAGACGAGCCCAAAGUCAUCAGUGAAUAGAUGGAAUCAUCAUCUAGCUAACCGUUAUUGCAGAAGAAGAGCAGCAGUCAGUCAGUCAGCCCUUUUAUAUUUCUUUAUUUUUGUCUCUCUAAAGUGACUCAGAAAUAAAGAAGGAGCUAAGAAUAAGAAAUAAAAUACAGAAUUAGAAUUUUUAAAUGGUAGAACUUUUCACUAUCUGUCCAUUUCGUUGGUUCGUCCCUCCUUCCAUGGCUUUGUUAUUGGUGCCUUUCUACCUACCAACCGCUGCCGACUGCUUGCACACUGCCAGUCAGUGUGUCUCCCCCAUCGGCCUUCUGUCUGAGCAUUAGAAGUUUGUCAUUUACAUGAAAAACUGGCUUUUUUUUUUUUUUUUAGGUUUGAACAGUGCUUUACUGGUUUACGUUGAGUUUAUUCACAUACAAGCUGUGAGAGAACUGUGGGGAUUAACAAUGGCAGGGGAUGACCCUGGUUUCAGUUCCACUACUGUAGGUGGGACAGAAGGAAAGAAAUUAGAUUUGAAUUGUAUUUAAUUUAGUCUCGAGCAAGCCAAAAUCUCAUCCUAACCCUUUACCUCUGUCAGUUUAUUACUGUAGUUUAUCUUAACGCUGCAAUAUGUGUUACUUUUUGGGAAACCAGACCAAAUUCACAUAGCAAUGGGAUUUUUAGAUCUGUCAUUUUCAUUGAUAGUAAGGUUAAGAAGUGUUAGAUCAGUUCUAUGUACGCUAUUUCUAUGUUUCCUAUUCUUAAGUUUAGUUUUUGAGUCUUUUACUUUCGCUUUAGUACACCAGCUUCAAACAACUGAAAUACAAUUUUUGGGGUUAUUGAUCAGAUAUUUCACAGCGGUUUGUUUUGUCGCAAACGGUUAUAAUUUUUGAAACCAGGAAAUGGCAGAGCGAUUUCUGCAUAUUGCACCUUUUAAUACACACCUAGUAUAAUUUCACAAUCUUUUUCUCUGGCUCUUUGUUGUCUGUUUGAGAUCAUCACUUCCCCUCUCUCUCUUCUCGCACUGCACUUCCUGGUUUUACUCAAUAGCAUUUUAAAUACAACUGAAGGAAACUGCUGGCACAAAAUGUCUUGGGCACUUCUUCUGGGAACAAUCAGUAUUUUAUUUCUUUACUCAAGAAUAUGAAGUACCAUUUGAAAUGUAAUGGAAAGGAUAAUAUGUGUGUUGAUUGAGUGAAAUUUGAUGGCUAAAAUCAGGUGAUUUGGGCCUUUUUUUUCCUCUUUCAUUUAAAACUUUAUUAUGAAUGUACCUCAGCUCUUCAAGUUGCAAAUUGAAUCAACCAAGGAUGAGUUUCUGUUGUGAUGAAGAAUAUGACUAACGCUAGUCCAUAUUAUGAGAGCCAUAAGUCAGAAUGGUGACGAAGUCAAACCUUCAGCAAGACACGACAAGACGUGGUUCACACGAAGGACUUCUGCUCAUUUCACUUAGAUGCUGGUUUUGUAGUUCGACAUCCUGAAACGGUGCAAACUAUUUUUGUUACUCCUCCCUCCACACCAGAAACGAGACAAACAAACCGUUAAUAAAGAGGUCUCUGAUCCAAUUUUCAACGUA